AUGGAGAACGCUUUUGCAAGAUCGGCAGACCAGGUCCUGUCGACCUUAGGGGUGCAAUCCUCCACUGGCUUGACAGAUGCGCAAGUCAAGGACCAGAGAAAGAAGUACGGCAAGAAUGCAAUCGCCGAAGAGCCUCCUACGCCCCUUUGGGAGCUCAUCCUCGAGCAGUUCAAAGAUCAGCUUGUCAUCAUCCUUCUCGGUUCCGCCGCCAUCUCUUUCGUGCUCGCGCUCUUUGAGGACGAAGGUGGUUGGAGCGCAUUCGUUGACCCCGUUGUUAUCCUGACUAUCCUGAUCCUCAAUGCCGUCGUCGGUGUCUCUCAAGAGAGCAGCGCCGAGAAGGCCAUCGCCGCCCUCCAAGAGUACUCGGCCAACGAGGCCAACGUGGUACGGAACGAUGGACAUAUCUCAAGAGUCAAGGCUGAAGAUCUCGUGCCCGGUGACAUCAUCUCUGUGGCAGUCGGCGACCGGAUUCCUGCGGACUGCAGGCUGAUAUCCAUUGAGAGCAACAGCUUUGCUGUCGACCAGGCCAUCCUGACGGGUGAGAGCGAGAGUGUUGGCAAGGAUUCUGGCGCGGUCGUGACGGACGAGAAGGCCGUGAAGCAGGACCAGGUCAACAUGCUCUUCUCUGGAACUACCGUCGUCACUGGAAAGGCUAAGGCUGUUGUGGUCCUGACCGGUUCCAACACGGCUAUUGGCGACAUCCACGAGAGCAUCACUGCACAGAUCUCCGAGCCCACGCCCCUCAAGCAGAAGCUGAACGACUUUGGUGACAGCCUCGCCAAGGUUAUUACCGUCAUCUGCAUCCUCGUCUGGCUCAUCAACAUCCCCAACUUCAAGGAUCCGAGCCAUGGAAGCUGGGCCAAGGGCGCCAUCUACUACCUCAAGAUCGCCGUUUCCCUUGGUGUAGCCGCUAUUCCUGAGGGCCUGGCGGUUGUCAUCACCACCUGUCUCGCCCUGGGAACUCGGAAGAUGGCUGCCAAAAACGCUGUCGUUCGCAGCUUGCCUUCUGUCGAGACCUUGGGAAGCUGCAGCGUCAUCUGCUCCGACAAGACCGGCACUCUCACGACCAACCAGAUGAGUGUAAACAAGAUCGUCUAUUUGAACGAGGCCGGUACCGACCUUGAGGAGCUUGAUGUAGCGGGGACUACUUUCGAGCCCAAGGGCGAUAUCACUUACAAGGGGCAAGUCGUUCAAGAUCUUGCUCAGAAGUCGUCAACCAUUCGCCAGAUGACUGAAGUGGCCGCCCUCUGCAAUGACGCCUUGUUGGCUUAUGACUUCCGGAAUGGCUUUGCGAACGUCGGCGAACCCACAGAAGGUGCCCUACGAACCCUGACCGAGAAGGUUGGCCCGUGUGCGCCCAGCACCUGUGCACCAGAGGACCGUGUUCACUACGCCAGCGCCUGGUACGAGAAGCAGUACGAUCGUCUGGCCACGUUCGAAUUCUCCCGCGACCGGAAGAGCAUGUCUGUCUUGGUCCAGAACGGCGGCAAGCAGAAGCUCCUCGUCAAGGGUGCCCCGGAGUCUAUCGUCGAGCGCUGUACCAGUGUGGUUCUCGGAGCCGACGGCAAGAAGGUCCAGAUGAAUGGAAAGCUCUCAGAUCUCAUCAUGCGCGAGGUCACCGACUACGGAAACCGGGGUCUGCGUGUCAUCGCGCUGGCAAGUCUCGAUGACGUUUCAGGCAACAAGCUCCUGCAGUCCGCGAAGUCGACGGCUGACUACGCCAGCCUUGAGCAGAACCUAACUCUUCUCGGCUUGGUCGGCAUGCUGGAUCCUCCUCGUUCUGAAGUCCCGGUUUCCAUUGCCAAGUGCAAAGAGGCUGGCAUUCGCGUCAUCGUUAUCACUGGAGACAAUCGCAACACUGCUGAGAGUAUCUGCCGUCAAAUUGGUGUUUUUGGGCCACACGAGGACCUUCGAGGCAAGAGCUUCACGGGUCGCGAAUUUGACAACUUAAGCCCGCUGGAGCAGAUCGAGGCAGCCAAAAAGGCGUCCCUGUUCUCCCGUGUCGAGCCGAGCCACAAGUCUAAGCUGGUAGAUCUUCUCCAGAGUCUAGGCGAGGUUGUUGCCAUGACCGGCGACGGUGUCAAUGACGCUCCUGCUCUGAAGAAGGCUGAUAUUGGUGUCGCCAUGGGUUCUGGUACCGACGUCUCUAAGCUGGCAGCUGACAUGGUGCUGGCUGACAACAACUUCGCCACCAUCGAGGCCGCUAUCGAGGAGGGUCGCUCUAUCUACAACAACACCCAACAGUUCAUCCGGUACCUUAUCUCGUCCAACAUUGGCGAGGUCGUCUCUAUCUUCUUGACCGCUGCCCUUGGUAUGCCUGAGGCUCUGAUUCCAGUCCAACUUCUCUGGGUCAACCUCGUCACGGAUGGUCUUCCUGCCACAGCUCUGUCUUUCAAUCCUCCUGAUCACGAUGUCAUGCGCCGUCAACCCCGGAAGCGUGACGAGGCUCUCAUUGGAGGCUGGCUUUUCUUCCGUUAUUUGGUCAUCGGCACUUAUGUUGGUCUCGCGACGGUCGCCGGCUAUGCCUGGUGGUUCAUGUUCUACUCCAACGGCCCACAAAUCAGCUUCUGGGAGCUCCGUCACUUCCAUCGCUGUUCCACAGAGUUCCCUGGCAUAGGCUGUGAGAUGUUCUCGAACGACAUGGCCAAGUCCGCGUCCACUGUCUCGUUGUCGAUUCUUGUGGUCAUUGAGAUGUUCAACGCCAUGAAUGCCCUCUCAUCUAGCGAGUCUCUCCUGACCUUGCCGCUGUGGGACAACAUGAUGCUGGUGUAUGCCAUCACACUGUCGAUGGCGCUGCACUUUGCCCUGCUGUACACACCUUUCCUGCAGACCCUGUUCUCAAUUCUGCCGCUGAACUGGGCGGAAUGGAAGGCGGUGCUUAUUAUCAGCGCGCCUGUGAUCCUGAUCGAUGAGGUAUUGAAGUUCAUAGAGAGGUCGUUUUUCAUGCAGAAAUGGACGGAUUUCGAUGUGAAGAGGACCAAGAAAGUGGAGUAAAUGAUGAUCCGGUUGGAGGAAAAAGAAGAGCUAUAUUGCAUCAUACAGGCAUAGAAGGCGGUUAUGUACAGUCAGACUUGUACCAUUAACUUUAGAUCUCAGACAGACACCUGCUAUGCGGUGCAUCGUAUGAAUGCGCCGGUGAAUAGAAAAAAACUCCAAUCC
Cryphonectria parasitica EP155 is the source of this 3159-nucleotide messenger RNA. RefSeq names its product calcium-transporting ATPase activity/catalytic (gene NCA-1). The transcript is spliced from 4 exons. The record is from RefSeq and is a predicted model, not a curated record. Bases 1 to 2994 code for a protein of 997 amino acids. Gene Ontology annotation, biological process: intracellular calcium ion homeostasis; calcium ion transmembrane transport. Gene Ontology annotation, cellular component: membrane. Lineage: Eukaryota; Fungi; Ascomycota; Sordariomycetes; Diaporthales; Cryphonectriaceae. Gene Ontology annotation, molecular function: ATP binding; ATP hydrolysis activity; P-type calcium transporter activity.